CAGAGAUUGAAGUUCACACGUAUAAACUAAUAUAUACGUACACACACCUCUAUGGUAGUAGGAUAGACAUAUUGUAGACAACAUUCGAAAUGCAAUUUGCUUCAGAGAAAAAAAAAUAGAUGUAAGCUUGUGUGUGACUUGGUGUUCGUGUGAUGGUUUGAAAAAUGUAGAACAUACAACAAACAUUAACAAAACUGGCAGGUGAUAGACAAAACAAAUAAAAGAAUUUCUCAACCAAAAAUUAGUUUAAUUCUACAAUUCACUGUCACGGAACCGUAUUUUUUGGUAUUACUUUCUCUAACACCUCAGUAGAAUGCUGAAGUUAAACCUGGAGUAUACAUUGUGAUAGUAAAGUAACAUAACUACUUCAAACACUAUACCCACAAACAUAUAAGACACAUUUAAAUCUAAUGUAAUUCACUUUAGUCUGAAUUAAAUGUUCAACAAUGAGAUCACUAUUCCAGUUGCUAUUUAUCAUUGAAUUUAUAUAUUCAAUAAAUAGUGUUUUAAGUGAAGAACGCUAUGAAUUUAAUCGAAAUUUCGAUAACCGCUUACCACAAUUUGGCAAGAAAACAUUGACAAAACAAAAUACCAUCCGUCAUCGACCAGUAAAACAAAAUAAUUAUAAUUCUGAACGAUUAAAGAGAAAUUUCUUACUUGAUAUAAAUUCACACAGUUCAUCCUGUCGAUCUGGUUCACAAUCAUUUCAGUGUGCUCCACCCUUCAAAGAUAUCUCACGUGGAGUAAGUGUUCAUGCUACUUCCACAUGUGGUGAACAAAGACCACAACGUUUAUGUCGAACUAUUGCAAGCUGUCAAAUAUGUGAUGCUAAUUCAACUCAGCUGAAGUUUUCAUCAGACCAUUUAACUGAUCGUCAUAGCAUUGAUAAUCAAACGUGUUGGGCUUCAGGUUAUAUUCAACCCGGUGAAACAGUCAACCUCACAAUAUCUUUGGGAAAACGUUUUGAAGUAUACUAUAUAUCUUUGCAACCAUGCAGCAUAGGCAGUUUACCACAUUCAAUUGCAAUAUAUAAGUCUUCUGACUUCGGUCGUACAUGGCGUCCAUGGCAUUAUUUUUCAACAGACUGUUUUCGUGCUUUUGGUUUGCCUACUUCAAAUGAACAUAACAGUCAUAUCACGUCGGCUAAUUUACAGGAAGUAUUAUGUGUCGCAUUACAACCACGUGAGACUUACUACAGCCGACAAGGUAGAAGAGUACGUUCAAUGACUAACUAUGUUUUUAAUAAACCAAAUAUUACGAAUAGUUUUGAAAGUAUAGGAGUGCCAGCAGACUGGGUGAUUGCAUUCAGUACCACACUUGGUCGACCUGCAACACGUCCAUGGAGUCCAGCACUAAUUGACUGGAUGACUAUGACCGAUGUGCGCAUCAGUUUAAUGAGUUUUCAUCAAUUUAACGAAGCAGAUUAUCGUGUCAAAAGAAAUGCACAUCGAAAUCACUAUCCUAGAAAUUUACACAGACCAGUAUUUCAUCUGAAUCAAAUCAAACGAACUCGCAGUUCAAGAGAUGGUCAAACAAAUACUGAGCUACCACCAACGGAGAAUAACAAAACAGAAGAAUUACUUGAUCGGAAUUAUUUGCCAGUCACCUCAAAAACAACAAGUAAUUUCACUGAUCAACCAGAUACCUUAUCUGAAAAUGAGUUUUAUGCAUUCGCUGAUAUAGCUAUCGGUGGACGUUGCAAAUGCAACGGGCAUGCCAGUGAAUGUAUUUUGGGCUCUAAUGGAAAACUGGUAUGUGCUUGCGAACAUCAUACAUCAGGAGAAGAUUGUGAAUAUUGCAAAGCUGGCUAUAUGGAUCGACCAUGGGACAGAGCUACACCACAGGAAGCAAACGUUUGCAAAAAAUGUGACUGCAAUCUUCAUUCGAAUGAAUGCCGAUUUUCAAAUGCACUUUAUUUGUUAUCUAAUCGUGUAAGUGGUGGUGUCUGCGAAAAUUGUCAGCAUAACACAAUCGGUCGCAACUGUCAUCAAUGUGCUGAAGGUUAUUAUCGGGACUGGACAAAACCAACAAGCCAUGAACAUGUCUGUCUACCAUGUCGUUGUCAUCCAAUCGGAUCUAUAGUUCGUCAUGACUGCGACAGAAGAAGUGGACAAUGCCGAUGCAAACAAGGUGUGGCUGGAUUGACAUGUGAUCGUUGUCAAGAUGGUUAUCACCAAACACGUUCACCACUUAACCCGUGUACAAAAGAUUUCGCCUCACGAGCAGUAGCCUUAGCACACACACCAGGGGAUAUAAACUGCCCAUCGUGUAGUACAAAUAAAGAGAGAAUUAAACUGAAGAAAUUCUGUCGUAAAGAUGCAGUUUUUGAAGCUUCUUUCAAAUCACGCGAACUCCACGGAAACAUGGCUCGCUUCGAAAUGCAAAUAACACAAAUAUGGCGAAUCAAUAAACAAUCUCUAAAAGGAAGUUCAGCUAUCUACUGGCCUGCUUCAAAAAAUUUCAUCGAUUCUGAACACAACAAUCAAGAUGAACAUGAAGAAGCAAUGCACAGGAAGUUAAAUGAAUUUGUUCCUGUAUGGGUUCGAUUAAAUGAUUUAAGGUGCAAAUGCCCUUAUAUUGAAUUGGGUACUUCAUAUUUGAUAGUGACUGACUUUGAGAGCUUUACCAAUAAAGUGAAGAACGAACUGUUGUUUUCCUCCAAAACUGCUGUUUUACCCUGGCGCACAAGUUGGAGACGUAGACUUAUUCGAUUUCGUCGAAGAGAGAAUCGUGGGGCUUGUGAAAAGUUUCGUGAACCUACUAAACUUCUCAGUGUAUAUCGUCCUAAACAGUCCCUAGAAAUACCGACAACUCAUAAUGAAUGGUAUACAACUAGUGCUUCUCGAUAUUCCUCACCUAAUUAUAAAAGUCCGACGUAUUCUUUGUCACUAAGACCCUACUCAAGUCCUAGACAUUAUUAUGGGAUAUCUUGAAAACCUUUACAAUACAUUUAUUCGUUUGAUUGUUCAAUUUGUGUACAAAAACAUUUUUAAUUCAUAAAAACGAAUAUCCUAUUAUUAUUACUCCACAUUAAUGUCGAUGUCAAACUUCUGUAUAAAUUUCAAAAGGCCUCUCUAAACGACUAGCCAUUCUAACUUCUGCAUGAAACUCAAUGUUGAGUAGUAAGUGGAAUCUGCUUCACCAUCUCCUAAAGCAUGCAUACUUAUAGUUGGAAUUUUACAACCCUUUAAACUGAUAUAAUAACGAAUGCUACAUGCGCACAAUUUACUCAAAUGCAUGUAUGCAUUAGAGAAGAACAACUACUUGUCAUUACAAUUUACACAGAUUCUUCUAUCUUUGUUCUUUUAUAACGUUAAUAGUUUUUUUCAUCAUAUUUCAUUACGUCAUUUAAGGAAUCUGUAGAAUGAACUUUCUUUUCUCUUUUGUAAGUGGUUUAUAUUCAGUAAAGUAAAUUAAAUCUGUUAUUGUCUGUCAUCAGAUCAUUCAUGUAUUAUGAAUAUUACUAUUAUUAUUCCCAUUAUCACUACUAAUCCCACUGUUAAAUAUGUUUACAUUUAAUUAUUAAAAGAAAAAAUUAACGAAAUCUUAG
Messenger RNA from Trichobilharzia regenti, 3550 nucleotides. Lineage: Eukaryota; Metazoa; Platyhelminthes; Trematoda; Strigeidida; Schistosomatidae. The record is from the annotation of a GenBank genome assembly.